AUGAAGCGUUUCUGUUCCAGCUCCGUCUCUGAAGACCUGGGUUGCAGACGCGGAGAGUUUAGCAGAAAGCAUUAUGGAUCUGUGGAACUGCUUAUAUCUAGUGAUGCUGAUGGAGCCAUUCAAAGAGCUGGACGAUUCCGUGUGGAAAAUGGCACCUCUGAUGAGAAUGCAGACUACGCUCCAGGUACAUGGCACAGAACGGAUGUGCAUCUGGAAAACCCGGAGUAUCAUACAAGAUGGUAUUUCAAAUAUUUUCUAGGAAAAGUUCAUCAAAAUUAUGUAGGUACAGAUGUAGAGAAAAACCCUUUCUUUCUAUCUGUUGUACUCUCUGACCAAAAUAACCAGCGUGUUCCUCAAUAUCGUUCAAUUCUUUGGAGAAAAACAGGUACUCAGAAAAUAUGCCUUCCUUAUUGUCCCACAAAAACGUUGUCAGUGAAAUCUAUAUUAAGUGCUAUGAGUCUUGACAAGUUUGAGAAGAGCCCAAGGGAAAUUCUUCAUCCUGAGAUACAAAAGGAUUUAUUGGUUCUUGAAGAGCAAGAGGGAUCUGUAAAUUUUAAAUUUGGAGUCCUUUAUGCUAAGGAUGGGCAGCUUACAGAUGAUGAAAUGUUCAGCAAUGAAACUGGAAGUGAAAGCUUUCAAAGAUUUUUGGGUCUCAUGGGCGACAAAAUUGCUUUGAAAGGCUGGACAGGCUACAGAGGAGGACUGGACACCAAAAGUAAGAAUUCAGGAUCCUUUUCCAUCUAUACAGUUUAUCAAGGGCAUGAAAUUAUGUUCCAUGUUUCAACCAUGCUACCAUACUCUAGAGAGAACAAGCAGCAGGUAGAAAGGAAGAGACAUAUUGGAAAUGACAUUGUCACUAUCGUGUUUCAGGAAGGAGAAGAGUCUUCUCCAGCCUUCAAGCCAUCCAUGAUUCGCUCUCAUUUUACACAUAUUUUUGCCUUGGUGAGAUAUAAUAAGCAGAAUGAUAGUUACAGGCUUAAAAUAUUUUCAGAAGAAAGUGUUCCUCUCUUUGGGCCUCCUCUUCCAUCCCCGCCUGUGUUUACAAAUCACCAGGAAUUCAGGGAUUUUGUGUUAGUGAAAUUAAUAAAUGGGGAAAAAGCCACCUUGGAAACCCCAACAUUUGCUCAAAAACGUCAGCGCACUCUGGACAUGCUGAUUCGCUCUUUAUACCAGGACCUGAUGCCAGAUCUACAUAAGAACAUGCUCAAUAGGAGGUCCUUUAGUGAUGUGUUACCAGAGUCCCCAAAAUCAACACGGAAAAAAGAGGAAGCUCGGCAAGCAGAAUUUGUCCGUCUUGGUCAGGCUUUGAAAUUGAAAACCACUGUGAAAGGGGAUGCCCCUACUAACUUGGCAACCACAAGCCUUUGUAAAAAGGAGCCAUGGGAGUCCCAGUCUUUCUGCAGCAAUUUUCCUCAUGAGGUUAUCUGUGCGGAUUCUUGGGGCCAAUCCUUGCUAGUUUCUACAGAUGCUGGCAUCUUGUUAAUAGAUGAUGAUCAACCUUCGGUACAAGUAUUUGAUAAAACUCUACAAAUAAAGCAGAUGGAUGUGCUGGAAGCUCUGGAUCUUUUAAUUGCCAGAACAGACAAAGGGAAGGACUCUCGUCUCCUUGUCUUCAGACUGAGUGCUGUCCAAAAAGAUAUAGAAACAAAGCAGAUGAUAAGGAGCAAAUAUGACUGCAGAGAAAAUAAACUGGAGAGAACAAAAGGCUGCCAUUUGUAUGCCAUUAAUACUCACCAUGGCAGUGACCUGAGGAUUGUUGUGGCUAUUCGGAACAAACUACUACUCAUCACAAAGAAAUACAAUCCAUGCAACAGUUUAACCAGCAGCUCUCUGCUGUCAUCAUCUGAAUCUCCAGUAGAGGAAUUCCAGUACAUCCGGGAAAUAUGCCUUUCUGACCCUCCAGUGGUUAUGACACUGGUGGAUGGACCUACUGGAGACAGUGACAAUAUGAUCUGUGUAGCAUAUCGGCAUCAAUUUGAUUUAGUUAAUGAAAGUACUGGGGAGUCCUAUAGGUUGCAUCAUGUUGAAGCAAACAAGGUUAAUUUUGUUGCAGCUAUUGAUGUAUAUGAAGAUGGUGAAGCUGGGCUACUAUUAUGUUACAACUAUGUUUGUCAGUAUAGAAAGGUGUAUCCCCUUAAUGGAGGUUCUCCACUGAUCCAGCCAUCAGCUUCCGACUUCCACUUUAGCUGGAAUCAAGUUCCUUAUGCUGUUGUUUGUGCUUUCCCUUAUAUUCUUGCCUUCACUACUGAUUCCAUCGAGAUCCGGUUAGUGGUGAACGGGAACUUAGUCCACACAGCAGUUGUGCCUGAACUUCAACUUGUAGCAUCAAGGUCAGAUAUUUAUUUUAAAGCUACUGCUACAGUAAGUGGAUCAUCUAAUAGCAGUUCCAAGGAAAUGAGUUCCAGAAGUUCUCCUCAAACACCGAUAGUGUAUGAAAUGCCAGAAUGUCCUCUUUCUUCUUUAGAAGGUGAUGUUCCAUGCAAAAACCUGUACAAAAUUCCUCUCAGUAAUCUGGUUGGGCGGAGCAUUGAACGACCUCUGAAGUCACCUUUGGUUCCCAAGGUCAUCACUACUCCGAUAUCCAGUGGCUUUGCUUCUAUUCCUGUUACUCACUCACUAUCAUUAUCUCGUAUGGAAAUUAAAGAAAUCGCAAGCAGAACACGUAAAGAAUUGUUGGGCCUCUUGGAUGAGCCAAUUCCCAAGACAGAAGGCCCACAGAAGCAAAAAAAGGUUCCUCGAAGACAGUCAGACCCCAAGCAGGGAGCAGUAAGAUCAACUAGUAGUGACAGGAUAAUCUCAAGCUCUUCUGAAAGCAAUGCUGAAAAGCGUCAUCUUUCCACUAGUUCAGAUCCUGAUACUGUAGCAAACAGAGAGGAGAGUCCACCGUCUAGCUGUGCUUUUCAGCUGACUUCUUUUUAUGAUGAAGACAUCAUUGACUUGAAGUGAUAAUAGUCUUAAAACCUUUCUUCUUUCCUUUACCUUUUCUUAUAAUGCUGUGAGCUGUAUAGGAAUGUCACAAACACUGCUUCUAUUGAUAAAAUGUGGCUGGAGGUAUUGGUGAUUAAUCUUUAUAGAACUCAUGUUGUUCCGGCUAGCUCAGCCUAACUUGGUGAUGCUUACAUCCUUGACAUAUAGAUGGUUUUUUUUCUUGGUUAAUGAACCAUUACUCUUUGUGGCAUUCAAAAGGUAGGUAAUCAAUGAGAGCACUAGCCCGAAACUGAGUGAAAUAAGAAGUAAUACUUCUGAACUUCUUAUAUUUGAAAUAUCUGAAUGAAAUUAACAUUUAGCUAAGUUAAUUGCUGUUGCUAGUAUUAUGAGUUGUUUUACAACAGUGUGCCAUGUAGGAAGAAGAAGUGGGUAAUGCAAAUCGUUCCUUUUGUUUUUUUAACCUUAAAAAAAAAAAGGCAUAGGCAAGGACUUUCCAAACAGUGCAGUUUGUCUUUGAAAUGAUGCAGCUGUGUUAUGUUCACUGAAGAAUCAAGGAUGUUCUAUAAAGAUCAGGUAAGAUAUGAACAUGCUGCUUUCUUUGCACUGACCUAUCCGUGCACAUUUUUUAAAAGAAACUUGAAAACUGUUUUGGCAUUAAGAAUCCUUGAGCAGGGAGACUCUUUAUAUAAAAUAGAAACUUUCAAAAUAUUCCUUAAAAAUUGAACGUCAAAGAAAUAUUUUGCUUCUCCAUCCGCUGGAAUACUGUUCCUGUAGUGCACCUACAGAUUUUCCAUUACAGGCAGAAGCCAACACUUGAUUUCCUUUUUGACUACACAAGGAUUCCUAUGCAGGCAUCAGAAUUAGCUGUUGUCUGUUCUUGCAUUAACAGUGUAAGUCUUUGCUCCAGCUAAUUGUAUUUUUCUAAGCAGAUCCAGACUGAAGUUUCACUGCUAAGCAGCUAGUUUUCUAUGAUGAAAUGGUCAUAUAAGAUCAUUUGUUAUGUUAAAGGACAGAAUUUCAUCUUUAAGGAGUGAUUUCUUUUUUUUUUAACCCUUUCCUCUAUGCCAAAAAUCAAUUUUAAACAGUAUUUGAAAGGGUUAACGUUUUCCAUGAAAAUGUGAUGCUUCCAGGCUUUUUAUAUAUGAAGAUUUUAGCUUUAGUAGCAAGUAUUUCUUGCUCUAUACUUAGAAAUACUUCUGCUGUCUGGACUUAUUUUGUAGUAUCAUUCCUGUAUGAUUAUUUUCUUUUCUGUCCAAGCAUGACUAUCUGGAGAGUUGUGCCUUUUUUUUUUUUUUUUUUUAACUUCAGUCUGUCUGAAUGUAAAACUGUUUUUUCAAAGUAUUAUUAUAUGUAAUGGUUUAAUUGCUCCACCUAAGAAAAUAUGCAAGGCCUUAAUUGAAAGGAUCAGUUCUUAUUCUCAACUGUAAUGGCUGAUCAAGGGAAGAAGCAAUAUUUUCAAACAAUAAUUAAUCCAGGAGCAGAAGCAGUGUUAACCAAUGGCUGCUAUAGUUUCAGGAUUUUUUUUUUUUUUUGCACCCAUAGGUGUUUGGGCUGUACCUUAAUAAACAUCUGAAAGGAAAUACUAGCUUGAAGUCUUUGCAAGAGGUUGUAACUUUUUUUUUUUUUUUGCAAAUGUUAUUUCUAUAUAUUGUAUUCAUCUAUCCUGUCCUAUUUAUCUGGUCAGCUAAGGCUGGAAAAAAAAAUCAAUCUGAAAGUAUCACAUGUGAUGCUUAGUUUUGCUGGAAGUUGUAAAAACAUCUGUGAACUCAUUGAAUCUACUUUAGGGAGCACUACUCACACUAGAAUAGGUUUAGAAAGCAGAAGCAUCACCUUCUCUUUUCCAUAAACUGAAUUCUCAGUAUAGUAUUUCACUUCUGUUGUGUGUUUUUGAAGACCGUACCAGUGUGUUGCAAAACUCAGGCUUUAGUUCAGAUAAAAUUUUAACUGGAAAUUUGCUUUGCAUUGUCAGAAUAUUACAUAUAUUGUGGUUGUUUACUCCUGCUAUUCUGGCAUGACUAAUAGCUUAGUAGCAGCUGAAGCAACAUAGAGCGUUUAAAACUUGUUUUUGAAGAACUUGAGGCGAUACAUAUUUAGGUAUGCAGAAAGGCCUUGGAGAUGGAGCACUAGACAUAUCAAGAAGAGUGGAGAAAGCUUGACAAGAUCACCCCCCCACCCCCC
Messenger RNA from Struthio camelus australis, 5106 nucleotides. Lineage: Eukaryota; Metazoa; Chordata; Aves; Struthioniformes; Struthionidae. The record is from RefSeq and is a predicted model, not a curated record.